This is a messenger RNA of Acanthocheilonema viteae, 396 nucleotides long. The record is from the annotation of a GenBank genome assembly. NCBI's taxonomy places the organism in Eukaryota, Metazoa, Nematoda, Chromadorea, Rhabditida, Onchocercidae.
AUGUUUUCCUGUGCUCCUCGGUAUAACACACCGCUACGACUAAUUCAUCGAGUGUUCCGAAGUUUCAGCAAUUACGAAGAGAUUGACCUAAGCAAAUCUUGUACCGUAGUUUGUAAGAGUGGUACAAUUGCUUGCUGGCAUCCGGAGAGAUCGUUUCCAUACGAACAUUCCAAGCCCAUUGAUUUAAAAAAAAUAGAAGCAGAGAAACAGAGUUCGGGUGCGCUGAGUAAGGAGAUCGAGCGCAUUGCUGGUUUGAAGGGUUCAUUAGCACGUAAAGGUCCUCGUAAUUAUAUGCUUCGCGAAAUAUUUUAUACUGGCAAGCACGAGUGGUAUACAAGAUACCGUGAGGAAAGACUGCAUUCUGUAGCGCCACCUGAUCCGAAAAGGCGGAAGUGA